AUGGAUACCCAACAUGCGCCCGAGUUCGCCUCGGAGCGCUAUUUUGAUAAGCUCAAGAGGCUCAGCGAGGUCAAGGAUGGCGCCCACGAAAAUGUGGCUCAUCACUCCCUCGAUGCCUCAGCCCAGUCGUCGUCCACAUUUAUCCUUCCCAUCCAGGCACGCUCUCGGUCUCCAGAGCAUGCCGGUCAUGAUUCUCACAAGGCCGAAAAACGCCGCAACAAUUUCAGCUUCCGCUCGAUAUUACCGUCACGUUCGUCUGUCGAGCAUGAUAUCCGACGGCUGUCGACCGAGUCCAUCCUCAAACCCCAGAGAACCUUCGACCAACUAUUUCUUGCGCUACCAAACGAGCUGCAGAUACAAGUCAUCGCCGCCCUUCCGUUAUCAGAUGUUUUGAGCCUGCGCACCGCUUCAAGGGCGUGGCAUACCAUGAUCACCACGAAUGAGCUGCCCAUCGCUCGCUAUCACCUCGAACAUCACGUACCAGCAUACGCCAAGCGCUUAUACCCCGUCACUCAGCCCAGUGAGAUCCGGCUGCACUACCUCUGCGGCAUAUGGCAUCGUUUACACGUGGCCGCAAAAUUGGCCUUCCUCAUAUCCGAGCGUGUGACGAAGGAGAUAUUCCUCAGGGAGACAGAGGCACAACGCCUUGAAUUUGCGCCACAGAACGAGCGCAUGCGGCGAAGGUUGAUCCCUCUUCUAUUCACAAUGUUCCACUUCUUCGAAACCUACCGCACCCUACACCUGGACUACAUCAAAGAGCACGGUCACGGACUUGCCCAUGAGCCGUAUACAAUGAACCCAAUUGAGGUUAGAAUCAUGAACAUGUACGACGACCAAACACUAUUACGUGUUCACCAGGUUUUUCCGCUUGUCGUAUCAUCCUUUUGCCGCCGGCUGCGCCCGCCUUCAUACGCUGGCCGGCUAGAGCGGUCUAUUCGUGGUUACCUGAAGGACCCUCCCUCAGAUAACGUGUACGUGGCAGCCAUGUGUGUUGGAGGCAUGCGACAAGUCGAAAAGUUCUGGGAAAUCAAGGGCUACAAUUCGCGGCGUGGGGCGAUAGACAACUGGUUCACCUCCAUUAUGCGCGAGCCAGCCGAGCCAGCCACUAAGCCACGGCGAUUCAUGUCUCUUGGUCGCAAAUUCUCCAACAUGCAUAUCGGAGACAUUCGAGAAGGAUCAGAGAUACCGACCUCUGGCAGGUUCCGCCGAGGAUCGGAUGCGGCUCGCCGCAACAGUGAUGCAUCGGCUUCUAGUGUGUGGGACAGCACCAUAUUCGAUUCCAGCUUACUAGCCGGAAUGCCCAUGGGUCCAUUGUCGCGCGAUCAGCUGCGACUACUUCUUCCCGAGCUUCCACUUUUGCAACAAAUCUGGCUUCCAACUGCGGAAGCCUUGAUUGCGCAACGACAGAUUGUCUCGCGACCAGAAGAUAUCAAGCGCAACGCGCAAGUUCUUCUUGAGCUCAUUCGCGAAGACGGCGCCGCCGAGGAGGACGCUUGGUGGUACGGGCAAGCAGCACCGGACUCUGUGCGACCCCCACUGGAGGCCAUCGAGGAGGAUCCAAUUGAGUAA
Molecule: messenger RNA, 1569 nt
Organism: Microdochium trichocladiopsis
Lineage: Eukaryota; Fungi; Ascomycota; Sordariomycetes; Xylariales; Microdochiaceae
Exons: 2
Coding region: 1-1569 (522 amino acids)
Molecular function (GO): protein binding
Source: RefSeq, a predicted model, not a curated record